Messenger RNA from Neolamprologus brichardi, 1671 nucleotides. RefSeq lists its product as uncharacterized. NCBI's taxonomy places the organism in Eukaryota, Metazoa, Chordata, Actinopteri, Cichliformes, Cichlidae. Gene Ontology annotation, molecular function: transmembrane signaling receptor activity. The record is from RefSeq and is a predicted model, not a curated record. Gene Ontology annotation, biological process: positive regulation of cytokine production; regulation of B cell differentiation; positive regulation of B cell receptor signaling pathway. Gene Ontology annotation, cellular component: membrane raft.
CAGACUCGGACAGAGGGCGCACCCUGCAGGAGGAACAGAGGAGGGUUAACUUCAGAGGACCGCUCACACAUAUGGAGCGCUGUAUAAAAUUAAUUAUGACUGUGGAUAAAGUCCGAGACUUGAACCAAAGCAAUCUGUGUGGUUAACAGGAGACAAAGACUGGCUGAGAGUGCGUCAGUGUGCAUCAAACAUUUUGGGGAAGUGUUUUUUGGCAGAAAGAGGAACUUCAACAGUCUAUAGAGUCACAAAACAUUGUCAUCGAAAAAGAAUACAGACACCUUUAUCAAACUACCCAAUUGCACCAUGGAAUCUCAACCGUUUUGGACCCUUUUCUUCAAGUUGACAUACCUGAUACCUGCAUUUUUCCUUCUCACUGUCUGUUCAGCAAUGGAUUCACCAAGUAUCAGUCUGGAGCGCGAAGUCUUUGUGGCCUUUAGAGGUGAAAAUCUCAACAUUACAUGCAAUUUGAUCAAAGCAGUAAACCAAACGGAAGAUGGCUGCUUGACAUGCUUUGAUCCAAAAAACAAAACAAUAUACAAUAAUACCAUCCCUACAAUGGAUACCAAACAGGAAAAUUUUUCCUGGCAUCUGGAGCUGAAAAACCUGAAGCUUUCAGGACUUUACUCCUGCCAGUAUCAAACGGUGAAGGUGGAUUGGUUUCUUCGAGUGAAAGAUGAAGGCUACAAGGAACCGGUUAACACAGGGUUCAUCAUCAUGGCCGUUUUCACGGGUGUGCUGUUGAUCUUCAGUGUGCUCGGCUCAGUGUAUGUCUUCAGAGGACAUUGGACUGAGAAACAUGGAGCUGGCGAGAAAAAACAAAAGCAAAGCAAAGCAGAGAAGGAGGUGACAAAGAAGGAGGACGAUAGCUUGGAUACAACAGCAGCUCAGUCCUACUAUGCCAGUCUAGAGCCUCGUCCCAGGUCUAUUUAUGAUGUACUGGACAGCUCACCUGCCAGCAGAGAGAAUGACCAAGACAAAGCCAAACCCAAGAAAAAGGAACCCCCCAAAAAGGCAGCACAAAAGACAAAAGACAAGGAUGAAGGUGUUUUUGAGUCUGUUUAUGAGAACUUUUAGAUCAACUCGUGAUUGUGGGAUCAUAAUCCAGCGCUUUUCUACUUUAAUCUCAUCUGUGUCAGCGACACUGAGAGAAUCAUCUUUCAAUAAAAUCAACAAAAACCACAAAUGCAAAGUAAAAGUAGUUUGGUACAACACAAAGAUUUCUAAAAGUGUGUAAAAAUGUAAAUGAACAGAAGCAUUCCCAUCAGAAUGAGCACAGUGUAUCAAAAGUACUAAAGUUUUUUACUAAAUACUACGACUGUACUAUGUAAAAGUCUUUAGCUACACCUCAUUUCUUUAGAUUUUGUGCACCAAUUUAUUCAAACAGCCAAGGCAAAAAGAGAGUUUGAACAGUUCUAAUGAGCUUAAAAGUCAGUAUUCAGUAUGAGCACCUUUAUUUUCCACCAAAGCCUGAAAUUUCUUGCACAACUUUCUUGUCAUUUCUUUAAGUAGUCUUUAGGAAUAGUUCUCCAGGUAUCUUGAUGGAUGUUCAAUGCUCUUCUUUGGAUGUUGACUGGGUUUGCUCCAUUUUCUGUUAAAAUGAUUCCACAUCGCUUCAAUAAUGUUGGUGUGGGAAUAAAGUCUGGUCUCUGGGGGGAUCAAUUCCAUAACUGA